GCGAGUUAUUAAUUUGCGCGGGAAUUUCUGACCCCCGCAGACGACAUUUGAACUCGGUCAGACAGGAGCGGUAUGACGGAAUAAGCGAAGAGACUGUGGAGAGUAGAUAAAUGUUAACAUCAAGCUUCCUUCUCGUCAAAACAACAUUCAACGGUGAAAGAGAAACAUCGGACAUUUACUGACUAUUAGCGACUCCAGGUAGAAACUCACUACAAACAUGAAGGGUUUAAAAACUGACAGCUUACAAGAAAUUAUUAUGACAACAGUGGUCCUAUCACUGGCAAUACUUUUACUUAAUUCAAGGUCUUCGUUGGCCGCACCAAUAGAAAAACGAUCGCAACACAUGCCUAUACAUUUAUUUUGUGAUUCACCUAUCACAGUUGGGGACGGUUUAUUAAGAGAUAUGAUGUUUCUUGUUGGUGACGAGGACAUGGACGGUUUUCUGACUGAACAUGAAAUCACCUCAUUUUAUAGAGAAACGGUACAUUACACAGACUACGUUGCUCAAACUUACGGAAGAUCUUUUAUUGAAAUUGCUGAUUUAGACCACGAUGGCACACUUAAUCCCGAUGAGUUGCUUUGUAUGUUGUCGGCAAUGAGCGCCUCCAGCUGGACACGGCGGUGAAAUUUUUCCUGCCACGCUAAAUUUUAUUCUUUCAAAGAACAUCUUUGCGCCUGUAGCGGCGGACUCCACAAACUUUGCCAAUCACUGAGCAUAAUUAAGUUAUCACUCUUUUCAUGGACAAUUCAUUUUUGUCUGUUUUAGUUGCAUUCAUUAUAGGAGGAAGACAAAGUGAAAGGCAAACAGAAAAAGUAGAGGGUAUUAGAGCUUUUCUGACAAUAUAAAUUAACGGUGUAAAGAAAAAUACUCGUAUAAAGCAGUUAAAUAUAGUAUAAAUUAUUGUUAUGUUUAAUGUACUUUUGAUUUAUAGCUUAAUAAUUAUUUUGGACAUAUCUAUUUAUCAUCUAGGCUAUGCAUACUGGAAAGCUUUGAGAACGUUUAUUAACUUUAUAUAAACAAUAGAGCAACACUCAUGAACUUAAAAGUUCAUUUGUUAAUGUCUGGUCUUGAUCGUAUAGAUUUCACUGGAAAACUGUUUAUUUGCAUUUAAAAGGUAAAAUGGGACGUUUCUUUUUUUGUUGAAAAAAGGCAUGAGCAAUAUGAGUUUAUAUUUAACUGAUUAAGGUUCAUUCAAUAAUAAUUUCUUACAUUUGGAAACAACAGAAAUUUAAUAUAAAAUGCGGAAUCUGAUGUUGUAAUAUGAAAUACUAUGAUAAUUAUACAAAUGUUUUCAUGGUUCGCUAUUUUUGGAAUGGUAUCUUUUUCAAAGCUUUUCAAUCUGUAGGAUACUGACAUAUUUUUUAUCUGUAAAGUAAAGAGUUUUCUACUUUUUUCAAUUCUUUCGUACUUAUUGAAUCAGCUUAACUUAAGAUAUUAAUAUUGACGUGUACAUAUCAGAAACAUUCAUCGCUCCAUUAAGGGUGGUUAAAUUGACGUCAAAGGUUUUUUUACCAUUCUUUUCAUUUAUCAUUUGCAUAUAUCGAUGAUGACUGGAGACAUUGUCUUAAAAUGCUCCUUUUUAAAUGUUACAUAAUCUUGAUUUAUUAUUUAACUUUCUGAAUACGGGAUAACCCUAUAACUGAUGUUUGACGAAAAUUCUAAACAUGGAAUUCGAUUAUUUAUUUGCACAUUUGUUUCAAUAUAAACUGACGUAAUUAUCGUAUUAUACAAUUUACAUUCCAUCAUAUUUUGUAUGUUAAAUGAUUGUUGCAUGUACAAUUCAUGUAAAUUUGUGAUGUAUAAUCAAAAUAAUGUACUACUAAAGAAAUAAAUAUUUGUAAUGUUUCAUUAUUUCGGAAAUAAUUUGGAAUGAUGGCAUAGAAAUCAAACAACUAUUAAUAGUUGUUGUUAACGAAAAUGUAUGUACGCAAUAUAUUUCUAUUUAUGCAUUUAUGAUCAAUUGAUUAUGUAUAGUAAGCUAUAAAAUCAUUACUCUGACAUUUAAAUUUCAUUCAAAUUUUGAAAUAAUAAUGAUAAUCAUAGUGCUAUAACAGUAUGGUUCAUUUUCUUGAAACAUUUGCUCGAAGCACACAAGACCAGUCUGUAAGCUAUUUUUAUUUUUUUUUUCACUUUUUCACUUUAAUUAAUUUUUCUUUCUAUAUUUAAUUUGAAUUAAUCAUAUCGGCUUAUUCACUACCGAAACACCUUUUCUACUGUUUUUUACCCUCAUAUCUAAUAAACGCCUUCUUUACUAGUAAAAUAUCACAGCCAGAAAAAAGAAUGACCUCUUGCUGUUGGUGCUAGAGUCAAUGUUAUUUGCAUGAUUGACCAUUCAAAUCCACGUUCUAUACAUCUAAAAGGAGUUAGAUAUUCUGUUGAUAUACCAUAUUAAAUUGUAUAUAUAAUUAAUGUAAAUAAUUAUGAAAGCAUGACAAUUUUUCAAUAGAAAAUAAUUGAUACAUAAUUGAAGCUGAGUUAUAUAAUACAAGAUCUGAUUAAUGACACACUGUCUAAUGACAGUAAGAAUAAUUAUAACCUAUGAGAUUUGAUCAUUUUGUGCAACGUAAACAUUAUAAAGAACAAUGUGUUUGUUCAGCCUGUGAUGUUUUUAAAGACGUUUUAAACAAACUGUUUUGUUUCAUGAAUUGUAUCUUAUUUCUGAGAUUUUUCUUGUAAAAAUUUUCAUUCGCACUGAUUUAAAUAUGUUCUUUUAUAUUCGUUAAUAUGUUUCUUGUAUGUUUUGACAUAUAAAGUUAGGCGAACAAUUCACUUUACAAACAUUGUCCUUUUUCCAAAAUUCUUAAAUACCCUUUUCUUAAAUUUACACUUAUACAUUUUGGCAUUGUC
This is a messenger RNA of Ruditapes philippinarum (Manila clam), 2848 nucleotides long. RefSeq lists its product as uncharacterized. The record is from RefSeq and is a predicted model, not a curated record. Bases 218 to 625 code for a protein of 135 amino acids. Gene Ontology annotation, molecular function: calcium ion binding. NCBI's taxonomy places the organism in Eukaryota, Metazoa, Mollusca, Bivalvia, Venerida, Veneridae. The transcript has 4 exons.